AUGCCAGUGCAGAACUCUAAACCUCCAGCACCCCCGGAGCUUCUAAAAUUGAUCUUUUGCAAAUGCAAAGGAAACUGUGGAGCGAUGUGUGGAUGUCGAAAAGCAGGACUGAAAUGUUCUGCAGUAUGCUUCCAUUGUUCUGGAGAGACUUGCAGCAACGUAAUGGAACUCUCAGAAUUAAUUAAUGAAAAUGACUUUGAUGAUGAACCGCCAACAUUAACACCCCUUCCUUCUCCAGUUUUCCCACUGGUAUUUGAUUCAGAAAGCCAAUCAAAUGCUGAGCCGCAGCCUGGUCCAUCGAAACGACUGAGGACGAAGUAG
Molecule: messenger RNA, 321 nt
Organism: Pieris macdunnoughi
Lineage: Eukaryota; Metazoa; Arthropoda; Insecta; Lepidoptera; Pieridae
Source: the annotation of a GenBank genome assembly